CUGCACCUGCUGGGCUCCCUCCCGCACGUCUCCCUCCGCGACCUCGCCGCCCAGCACGGCCGCGACGGCCUCAUGCUCCUCCGCCUCGGCGCCGUCCCCACGCUCGUCGUCUCCUCGCCGGCCGCCGCGCAGGCCGUCCUGCGCACGCACGACCACGUCUUCGCGUCCCGGCCGCACUCCCCCGUCACCGACAUCCUCUUCUACGGCUCCACCGACGUCGCCUUCUGCCCCUACGGCCACCACUGGCGCCAGGUCAAGAAGAUCGCCACCACGCACCUCCUCACCGCCAGGAAGGUCCGCUCCUACCGCCACGCGCGGGAGCACGAGGUCAGGCUGGUCGUCGCCAAGCUCCGCGACGCGGUCGGCGCCGGCGCCCCCGUCGACCUCAGCGACAUGCUCAGCGCCUUCGCCAACGACGUCGUCUGCCACGCGGUGUCCGGCAAGUCCUUCCGGAAGCAGGGCCACAACAAGCUCUUCCGGGAGCUGGUGGAGGCCAACUCCUCGCUCAUCGGCGGCUUCAACCUCGAGGACCACUUCCCGGCGCUGGUGAAGAUGGACCUCAUCAAGAGGAUGGUGUGCGCCAAGGCCCGGAGAGUGCACAAGAUGUGGGACGACCUGCUUGAUAGCCUCAUCGACCACCACGCCAGCAAACCGGCGUCAGAACGCGGCGGCGAGGACUGCGACUUCAUCGACGUCUUGCUUUCCGUUCAGCAAGAGUACAACCUCACGAAAGACCAUAUCAAGGCUCAGUUGACGAUCAUGCUUGAAGCUGGCACGGACACAUCAUUCAUAGUGCUGGAGUACGCCAUGGUUCGGCUCAUGCAAAACCCCCACCUCAUGGCCAAGCUACAAGCCGAGGUGAGGAACAUCAUACCCAAGGAAAAAGACAUGGUCACCGAAGACGACCUCAACGGUUUGGCCUACCUGAAAGCGGUGAUCAAGGAGACGCUCCGGCUCCACACGCCCGCUCCGCUCCUCGUGCCCCACCUCUCCAUGGCCGACUGCGACAUCAACGGCUACACCAUACCAUCAGGGACGCGCGUCAUCGUCAACAGCUGGGCUCUCGCGAGGGAUCCAAGCGGCUGGGAGAGCGCGGAGGAGUUCAUGCCUGAGCGGUUCCUGGAAGGCGGCAGCGCCGCGGCCGUGGACUACAGGGGGAACGACUUCCUCUACCUCCCGUUUGGGGCCGGGCGAAGGAUAUGCCCUGGCAUAAACUUCGCCAUUGUGACCGUCGAGAUCAUGCUGGCGAAUCUCAUGUACCAAUUCGACUGGAAGCUGCCACCUCGAUCGGCGCAGGAAGGUGGCAUUAGUAUGGCCGAAUCAUUUGGGAUCACUGUGCACCGCAAGGAGAAGCUCCUCCUCGUCCCUCUGCUGCCGCAAGCUUAACUUCGUGGUUCAUGUAAAGGUCUUGUGCGUUUUGUGCCCACAAGAUUAACUGAGGACUAUAUUACCUAUUGGAAUAAUAUCGUGCUUUUGGACUUCUAGUUAAGCACAUGUGUAUUAUUAUUGAAUAAAGAUGAAGCAGCCUGCCCUCUC
Messenger RNA from Lolium perenne, 1536 nucleotides. NCBI's taxonomy places the organism in Eukaryota, Viridiplantae, Streptophyta, Magnoliopsida, Poales, Poaceae. The record is from RefSeq and is a predicted model, not a curated record.